Messenger RNA from Boeremia exigua, 1049 nucleotides. RefSeq lists its product as uncharacterized. Lineage: Eukaryota; Fungi; Ascomycota; Dothideomycetes; Pleosporales; Didymellaceae. The coding region runs from base 242 to 880 and encodes 212 amino acids. The record is from RefSeq and is a predicted model, not a curated record. The transcript has a single exon.
CUCACAACUCCGGUGUUGUAUACUACGACCUAUUCCUGGCCCAGCAAAAGUGGAGCCAAAAAGACAUCCGGACUACCGCACACGUUUUCGUAUUGUCCGCUUCACAGGGGUACACAGUAGAACCCCGACUCAACACCGCUCAGUCAACGACAUUCUUUGAGAGAAACGGAACUACAUCGCUAGCUCCUUACUCAAGCAACAAAUAUCGCAAACGGCGAAUCACGAAUUACGAAUUUGGCGCAUGGAGACAAUACCAACCAUCCACGACAUCACACUGCCACGGCCUUCGUUCAACUCCACAAUGCUAGUCCUACCAAAUAUGGACCCAGCUCUGCACACCAGUCGAUCGUCAUCACUGCCUCGGACCUUUCUUCGACACAUUACGCAUGCUACGACCUGGUUGUCAAUUACCCUCCUCAGGAUUGUCGGCACAGCCAUGGCCAUCCUUGUCUUGCCGCGUUUCAUCCAUAUCGGCGUGCAAUGCCUCGAUGAUUUGUUCGAAAGUUUGGGGAGGCGAUCACACUCUCCCUGGGAAACGCAAAUUCUCUGGGGUAACGGUGCUCUGGUCGGUCUUGCUGUUAUGAUUGUGGUUCAUGAUCUGCUCCGCCGUAUUAGCUAUAAUGUUAUCUUGAACGAGGACAUGGAGAUCGAGGAGGGGGGUGAGGAAACGCGUGACAACAGAACGGGUAUCCAUCAGAAAUGGACGUGGGAGAGGUUAUUGAUGCGAGUGUUGAUCCCGCUGUUGAUGUACGGGGGGCUGUACUUGAUAGGUCGGCAGCUGUGGAUAUUGCGGGCGGAGAACGGGGGGCGAUUGAUUAACGCAAACUCAGUGGACCUUGCAGAUGAUGCGGACGCGCGGUUAGUGUGGAGGGAUCGAUAGCAAACCAGCAAACAGGAAUCAAAAAAUUGUCAUUAUCAUUAUGAAGAAAUUUGUAACACAGCUUAAUCAAAGACAACGAGAAAGGGACGGCGCGCAGCGCUCACACCAUUCUCGUCGGCUGCAUUGGCUGCAUCGUGAAUUCCGACGGCUCCUCUUCGUACCGUCUCUC